This is a messenger RNA of Rana temporaria (common frog), 707 nucleotides long. It is a transcript of the gene ASCL3, whose product is annotated as achaete-scute family bHLH transcription factor 3. The record is from RefSeq and is a predicted model, not a curated record. Bases 12 to 488 code for a protein of 158 amino acids. Lineage: Eukaryota; Metazoa; Chordata; Amphibia; Anura; Ranidae. Gene Ontology annotation, biological process: regulation of transcription by RNA polymerase II; developmental process. The transcript has a single exon. Gene Ontology annotation, molecular function: protein dimerization activity; DNA-binding transcription factor activity, RNA polymerase II-specific; RNA polymerase II transcription regulatory region sequence-specific DNA binding.
UGAGCCGAGAGAUGGAGAACAUGUACAGUCCCCGCCAGAAGGUGGCGCCGGGCGGCGACCCUCUAAACGCGGUGCAGUGGUUCGGUUUGGAUACGUCGACGAUGUUCCCCUUCCCCCGGGAGGUGCCUCCCUUCCCCCUCCCUCAGGAUCUGGCCCUUCUCUCCUACUACGACCCGGCCAGGAUCGAUUAUUACUACGGCGCCCUCUACGGCCUCCCGACCGGCGGGGGGCAGAAAUACGGGACCUGCGAGGAGUUCUACGGCCCGGCGUACAUCCGGAAGAGGAACGAGAGGGAGAGGCAGCGGGUGAAGUGCGUGAACGAGGGCUACGCCAAGCUGCGGCACCACCUACCGCCGGAGUACGCCGAGAAGAGGCUCAGUAAGGUGCAGACGCUCAGGGCGGCCAUCCGCUACAUCCUCCACCUGCAGGAGGCGCUGCGCUGGGGGGGAGGGGCUGGGGGACUCUCUACGACCCAUCGGCAAGACUAGGAAGAACAACACCUACCACAGACACGCCUCCCGGGAAGAGCCGCAGCGCUGAGACGCCCACCAGGUGCCGAUAUUGAGGAACGAUCCCCAUACCAGUCCAACGCCCGCCCGCCCGCCGCCCGCCAGAACCGACCGAACAGGGAAGACCUAAAGCAGAACUCCGGGAAGAUAUGAAAGACACAAAUCAAUGUAAUCAUUAUUAGAUCAAUAAAUAAAUUU